Molecule: messenger RNA, 3661 nt
Organism: Zeugodacus cucurbitae (melon fly)
Lineage: Eukaryota; Metazoa; Arthropoda; Insecta; Diptera; Tephritidae
Product: cilia- and flagella-associated protein 36
Exons: 5
Coding region: 2619-3560 (313 amino acids)
Cellular component (GO): ciliary base; axoneme
Source: RefSeq, a predicted model, not a curated record
UUUUAAUUUUUAUUUUUUUUUAAUUUUUAUUUUUUUAAUUUUUUUUUAUUUUUAUUUGUAUUAUUUUUUUAAAUUUAAUUUUAUUUUUAUAUUUUUAUUUUUUUUAUAUAUUUGUUUUUGUACUUGUACAUACAAAAAUAUUUGUUAGAAACCCCUGUCGCAUCCACACACACCUCGCUUUGACUCUACGCUUUAAGUAGUGUCCUGCCACUUGUUUCCUUCCACAUGAGCGCUCAACGCUUAACAAGCAACCGCAUAUAAAUAAAAUACGCGUAAUAACGCUUAAUGCACUCUCAAAAACUCUUACACACCCACACACACAUACAAAUGUACAUUUUCACAGAAACGGCAUACAUUUUUGCUUUGCAAUUCAAAGGGAAAACAACAAAAUUAAAAGUAUAUAUAUAUAUAUCGCCGAGAUAUCUGUGCAAAGUUGUUGUUGCAGUGCAUCAAAGAAACAAAAAAUGAAAUGAAAAGAAACAAAAAUAUGAAGAAAAAAACAAAAAAACAUAGACGAAAUGUGGUAUGUUAGUUACACUUAAACAUAAAUAUGGAUGAAUGGAUGAAUAUAUAGUUUUUUAUAGUUUAUACUUACUAUAAUUAUAUGGACUACUAUAAUAUAACAAUUAUCAUUAACGCUAUUAUGAUUAAUUAUGCAGUUAAAUUUAUUUAAUUAUGUGUAUAUUAUAUGCACACAUGCCUAUAUGCACUUGUAUGUAUAUAUGUAUGUGUCUGUGUCGUCGUUGCAGCAAAAUCAAACUCCUUUCCAGCAUUUCAUAAACACACUUCUUGUUAAAGCUCCAGCAACAUAGAAUUCUAAUUUUGUUUCAUCCUCUCUUCAGUUCAACAAUUAGUUCUUCUGUUACACUUUCACACUUAGCAAGUUCCAAUUGCAAGCGAAAGUUUUGUAAAAAAAUAUGAAAAAAAAAAAUAUUUUUUUGUUCUUCGUUAAUUUUUUUUUCUCAGCUAAUACUUUUUCCACAUUGUUUAUUAGCAGCCAGCAGCAGCGUUUCAAAUAACGAAAUUAUAAUAAAAACGAAAUUUGCGAAAGCAAAGAUAAUAGAAAAAAAAAAUCAACACAUCAGAAGCAAGAGAAGAACUUUGUAUUUUAAAGUUUUAUUUACGUCUCCAUAUAUAAAUAAAUAAAUAAAUAUAUAUAUAUAAAAGUAAAUUUAUAAAGUGGAAAGAAGAAAAAGUAAUAAAUUAAAUAAUAGUUUUUAAUAGUUUUUAAACAAAAAACAAAAGUGUUUUAUAUUUCAAAAAACUCUGCAGCGGAGAUCUAAAGUGUAGUCUUUCCUAAAAUGAAAGCCCUUUCUUUGUCUGACCUGUCAUAACGAUUUUUACAGCCUAUAGCAUGCAGUUGGAUAUAGUAAACUUUGUAUCGUUGACAGUAAAGUGCCUUCGUUUAACUAUAGUCAUCUACGGCAUAGGAACGUAACAAUGGCGAUUAUUAUGCUUACUAGAAGUGGACUAGGAUUUACUUAAUUGAAUUCCAAUUAAUAACUAUAAGACUUUCAUCCCUUGAAUGCAGACACUGGAGACUGGAUCUCUUUCUUGCCUCCCUCCCAGUGAAUGUUGUCCUUGGAGUCAAAUCACCACCCAUAACAGACAAACAGUUCGAGUUGCCACAUGAAACCAGAGAUCUCCUACUUAUCCAGACUGAACUCCGACCUACAGAAUCAAUGUCGUGCAAGCAGUGAGUUCCGCAUGACACUAAUCACCUCUUUGCAUACCCAACGAACCCAACUCAUCUAACACCCCUUUCCCUUUGGUCCGACCCCAUCGAAACAGCACGAUUCCUGGGCCUUCCGUUAGAUGACCUCGAACUCGACGACAACUAGACCUGUUGUAACGGUUGAAGUUGUUCUAUAUGGUCAACUAGCCAGUGUUUUUGAACUCAAUCCAUAAAAGUAAACUCAGACAGCCAAAUAAUAGCAACAAAGUGGUUGCAGUCGUUCAUCGGGUAUAUGUGUGUAAAUUCAUUCAUUUCGAUUACAAAGUCUAAACUAAUAGGGAAUGGUAUGGAUCCAAUAAGUAUUGAGGUAAAUUAGUAAUUUAUUCUGGAUUUGUAGAUAUUCCGUCAAUUAGAAAAGCGCCCACCCGACACGAAUCGAAAAAAAUUUCAUAGAAAAAUGUCGAUGCGUCAUUAAAAUGAAGCUUUCUGGUUAAGAAAUUAGUCGAAGUAUGUAUAUUCUUUUUUGAAUAUUUCUAGAAUAGUCCAAAGUCAUUUCCUUUGAAAACCAUAUAAUUUGGGGUGAGAAUGGUAUGCGCAAAAUUUUGGCCAAAACACACAUUCGCAAUACGCCAACCACUUCCUCAUAGGUGAGUAUGUAUAUAAAUAUACCGGUAACAGGAAAGUGUUAAUUUUGUGUCUGAGAACUUGAAAUAUGAUACGACUUAAAAAGAAUUAUACCAUGCUGCCCAUUUCACUACGACACACAUUUAAACAAAUGAAAAUGUAUACCACACAUCAGAAUUUGGUCGUCAAGGCAACCAUUUAUGGUCAAAACAAAUGUUAGUAGUGCCAUUGAGGUUCCCAAAGGUGCUACAGUGAGAAAUCACAGUCACUCGAUUUCAAUCGUCGAACCAAUAACAAGUAAAUUUUUCACAUUGUCAAAAUGUCUACCGAGGAUUCAUGGGUCUUGGAUUCGUUGGUGUGCUUCUUGCAUGGACCCGUUUGGAAUGCGCCACUACAGACUUUCAUAGAGGAAAAAUCGUUAGUCUUCGAUCCCAAUAUGCAAAUCAGUGAGGAUAGUCCGGAUAUUGUGGUGAUUCACAAUGAGUAUAAGAAUCUGGUGGACUACAUGUUGGGCAGUUUCAUGGAGGAAAUGCAAAUUACGCCGGAACAAUUUGAGACUGCCUGCAUGGAAGGUCGAAACCCGGACAAUCAUUUGCACUUUCACCAGGGACUCUUUCAGCAGAUAUGGGCGGCCAAUGAUAUAAAGAUGUUCAUACGCAUGAUGACCCAACGCAAUGUAGAGUUGCAGCUGCAAGCUUUGGAUCUGAUAGAGAAAAAUCAAUUGGCGCUGCUGCAGGAAAGCGAGGCGGUUGACAAUGCUAGUCCCACUGAAAGCAGCAGUUCACAUUGCGAGAAGUAUGACGAGGUCGAGGAUUUAAUAGCAAAAUCUGUUGAGAAAGAACUUGGAAGUCCCGAGGCGGCUGUCACGCCUGAGCCGGAGAGUGCUGAAGCCAGCGUGAGUGAUAAGUUUGAACGUCUCAAUUUGUUCUUCGAUAACCAAAAGGUCAACCCCGAAGAUGUUGUGUCGCGUCAGGAAUAUUUACGUCAGCAACGUGAUAAAAUUGUUGAGAUCAAAAAGAAGACACGCGCCAAACAGCUGCUGGAAACGGUGGCACGUAGAAGUGCCUCAGAGCCCAUGCCAACCGGACGUCCAUCAUCGGCACAAGUGGCACAAAGGUUGCUGGAGAAUGGUGGCAAAACUACGGAGCUGCUGGAUAAAGCGUCUGCAGAAGAAGCAGUCGGUGAGUCACAGAACUCAGCUUUGCAGUUACGUAAGACUUUAGCCAAACGCUUGCGUGCCGAAGUCGUGGAACAACAGUAGAUUUGUAAUUGAAUAUAUGCAACACAGAAGAACACUUGUACUUUUUUCAUAUUCUAAUGCAAAAUAGAUAAACAUAAAAAUGGCAUAAGUCAAUAUAAAGA